GUGACGACAGGCUGGUGUUGGCUACGCCGUUUGAAAGCGAAAGAGUCUUCAGUGUUUAGUUUAAGCUUUAAGUAGUUCCUAGACGCAUCCUAAUAACAACUUGGGGUUAAAACCAGGUAAAGGAUCGUUUUGUUUCCUGCAGAUGUCCUCCAUGCCUCAGAAGGCUUCAGGUGGUGGUCUGGGUGGUGUACCGCUUCAGCAGCAGCCGCAGAGCCUCCACAUGGGCGCCGGGUCAGGAGCCUCGGUCCCCGGACAGGCCUCCAUGCCCCCUAACCCCGCCGCUCUCCGAGAAAUCUCCCCGGUCUUCCUGUGCCGCAUCGGUCAGGACACCGUGCAGGACAUCGUCACGCGCACCAUGGAGAUCUUCCAGAUCACACGAGCAACUCAGUUGCCGAACGGUGUGACCCAGAGUCAGGCAGCGUAUCAGGACCGCUUUGGGAAACUGCAGGAGCACCUUCGCCAGCUGACUUUGCUCUUCCGCAAACUCCGACUGCUCUACGAGCGCUGUGUAGAGAUGACCUCCGACCUCCAGGAGUCUCCUGCUGAGCUGGUGCCGUAUGUCGGAGAGGAGAUGGCUCCGGUCAGAGUAGAGCCCUGCAACCCUGCUGUGACUCAGGACAAGCAAGAAGUUUUAAAGAAAGUGAGGCAGAAGAAUCAGGAGAUGAAGGUGCUGAUGGACCAGAUGAGGAACCUCCUAUGGGACAUCAACGCCAUGCUGACGAUGCGCAAAUGACCAGAAAAUGACCUUUCCAUUUUCUGUUUUCUUUUUUUUUCUUUUUCUUCUUUUGAGCCUCCUUUCCAUCCAGUCUCUUCUAGUCAGGGCAGCAGAUGGCUCAGGAUCACCGGUAUCAUUACUGAUGCAUUGUAUUUAGUCUUGAUUAAUGAGAUUCAGGUGGAGAACUUCCUCAAUUUACCAUCUCUCCUGUGUGAUAUGUACUUCUUGGUGUAAAGUACUGAACAGAGAUGCUCUCGGAUUAGCAGGGAUCUAGGAACACGAAUCUCAUGCCAAGUAGUAAGGAGCGAUCCCAGGUAAUCUCUAGAGGGACAGAUGGGAGACCAGCCUGAGCUACAGGUUUCCUGUGUGGCACUAACAUGGAAUCCCUGACCCUCUGAGCAGGAGACUGCGUGAUCUCUCACAUUUUUCAUCCUGGCAGCUAUUUUAUCAGGUGGAAGAUGGAGCAUCAGUGUAUGCGUGUACAUUUUCUUCCGGACGUGUGCCACAGUAAUAAUGUUUGUAAGGUAAAUCUUUUGUACAGUCAACGAUUUUCAUGUCAUUU
Messenger RNA from Hemibagrus wyckioides, 1277 nucleotides. Its product is annotated as Mediator of RNA polymerase II transcription subunit 30-like. The record is from RefSeq and is a predicted model, not a curated record. Lineage: Eukaryota; Metazoa; Chordata; Actinopteri; Siluriformes; Bagridae. The coding region runs from base 143 to 733 and encodes 196 amino acids. The transcript is spliced from 5 exons. Gene Ontology annotation, cellular component: mediator complex. Gene Ontology annotation, molecular function: transcription coregulator activity. Gene Ontology annotation, biological process: positive regulation of DNA-templated transcription.